Messenger RNA from Kwoniella botswanensis, 588 nucleotides. RefSeq lists its product as uncharacterized. The record is from RefSeq and is a predicted model, not a curated record. Gene Ontology annotation, cellular component: cytoplasm; nucleus. Lineage: Eukaryota; Fungi; Basidiomycota; Tremellomycetes; Tremellales; Cryptococcaceae. Bases 1 to 588 code for a protein of 195 amino acids. The transcript is spliced from 3 exons. Gene Ontology annotation, molecular function: ATP binding; ATP hydrolysis activity; AMP kinase activity.
AUGACAACUCAUCACCCUCGUCAAUUCCCUAUAAUCCUCAUAACAGGUACACCCGGAACCGGCAAGACCUUACAUUCGCAAUUGGUUCAGCAGGAGAUGUCAGAGAGUGAAAUACCGAUGAAACACCUGAACAUAGGUGAUAUAGUGAAAGAACAGGGCUUUCAUGAAGGGUGGGAUGAAGAGUGGAAAUGUUGGAUAGUCGAUGAAGAGAGGUUGUUGGAUUAUCUGGAAGGAGUCGUUAAUCCUGAAAAUGGACCGAAUCAAACCGGAUUUAUACUAGACCACCAUGAUCCUUCUUUAUUCCCAGAACGAUGGGUAGACUUAGCAGUAGUCCUGACAUGUGAUAAUUCGGUGUUACAUGAACGUCUAACAGCUAGGAAUUACCCCCCAAAUAAGAUCACUGAAAAUGUCACUGCCGAAAUCAUGCAAACGUGUCUAUCAGAAACUCGAGAAUCGUAUGACGAAGAGAUAAUAGUGGAGCUGCAGUCGAUGGGUCAAGUGGAUAAUGAAGUUGAAGAGAAUGUGGAGAGGAUAGUGGAAUGGAUUGGACAGUGGAGGAAAGAUAGGUUGGAGGGGAAACAUGAUUAG